This is a messenger RNA of Didymella exigua CBS 183.55, 1098 nucleotides long. RefSeq lists its product as uncharacterized. Lineage: Eukaryota; Fungi; Ascomycota; Dothideomycetes; Pleosporales; Didymellaceae. Gene Ontology annotation, biological process: DNA replication. The coding region runs from base 1 to 1098 and encodes 365 amino acids. Gene Ontology annotation, cellular component: nuclear origin of replication recognition complex. The transcript has 2 exons. The record is from RefSeq and is a predicted model, not a curated record. Gene Ontology annotation, molecular function: DNA binding.
AUGAACAAGGCCAGCAUCGAGCAAGCUCUCACGGGUCUGCUCCCCACGCUCAAUGGUCCUCUCCCUGCAGAGCUGGUCGACGUCGCUCUGUCUCUCCUGGCACGCUCACGAAGCGCCGCCAGCUCGCUAAAGCAAGAGGAGGAGAUCGGACGUCCAUACGCGUGUGCGCAGCUGGCUUGUGAAAGACUCAAGAAGCGCCUCAAUCUUCCCUCGAUUGCAUCUCGCCCACCAUGUCCACCACGAGUGUACAAGAAGCUCUACGACUAUCUCGCCAGCGCCCUGCCUGACUCUGCAACGCCCCGUGAACCACAGACGCCGCGAAAAGAUCGGACUCCCGCCACGACCUCUGCGAGAGGCACACCAAAGACGCCCUUGAGCGCCAGAAAGACACCGCGAGCAGCUCAGAGAAUCGACAGCAACAAUGGAGAACCGCCAGAAUGGGUCAUGCCCGUCAUCCGAAUGCUCGUCAAGAAUCUUUCGUAUCCACUCGCUACACCUCACGUCUACACCGGAAUUGAGUCGAUCCUGCCUCUCAUGGCUCGCAUGUCUGCUGCUGCAGCAGAGACGCCCAGUAAGCGGUCGGAACGAGCCGGCAACGAAUCGAAAGCUCCUAUGGCAGCUGUCCCAGAGACAAAAAUUUUUGCCUUAGUCGUUGUCGUAGUCCUCUACGUACUGACGAGGAUGAUGAACCAGGACAUUACGCCUGAAGAAUACGAAGAACGCAAAGACAAAGCCGUCCGCACCGUACUCGAGCUACCCGCUGCGAAAAAUGUCACGUACGAAGAGCUCUCGUCUGAGACAGAAGACUUGAUGAACGUAGCGCUUCAUGAAGGGUGGUUGCAGAUGGAGUGGUUCCUGAACAUAUCUCCGACCGACAACAUCGAUGAGAUGGAGGGCGUCGAGAUGGCGGACAAUGGCACGACUCGGCUGACAGCAGGCAAAUCUUUGGGUUUCAAAUGUGGCAGCAGUGACUACAUUGGUCUCGGUACCAUGCUACAGGACACCACUGAUUACCUGGGUGAACGCCAGAGACAAGACUAUCAGAGCUGGAAAGCAAGGAUCCUGGCUCGAGUCCAGGAGCUCGAGGCUGGCGCAUGA